This is a messenger RNA of Talaromyces proteolyticus, 2128 nucleotides long. RefSeq lists its product as uncharacterized. NCBI's taxonomy places the organism in Eukaryota, Fungi, Ascomycota, Eurotiomycetes, Eurotiales, Trichocomaceae. The transcript has 4 exons. The record is from RefSeq and is a predicted model, not a curated record. The annotation marks the transcript as partial.
GGGAUUUCUCACAAGACUGGAGCCUAUGUUAAAAAGCCAGACAACCACGCUAAGGUAUGUGACGAGGUGAAUUUCCUCGGUUAUGUCUUAUUAACAGCCCUGGAGUCCAUACAAUUGUGGGGUAGUUCCCAGUCUGUACAAGCAGCGAAAAGCUUGUUAUCAGCACUAUUCAAACGCCACGAAGAAGUGCUAGUCUCUCGACAGCAGCAUGCCUGGGUUAAAGUCAAGCCAACAAAGUCCGAGGUGGAUGAUUAUGAAAGUGAAAUUAUUUCCCCAAAGAAGGCCGAUUCCCUCAUUGAAAUGCUAAGAAAUCCGCCCAUUCCUGGUUCCGGGAGCCGCCACCGAAUGGCCUUUCUUUGGCCAGUCGGCGAAAUUCCUAUUGGCGAAGUCCUGGGUGCUGAUCUGGAGGGACUUGAUUUCCUUCGAUCGCAAUACAAAUGUUUUAUUUACCUGUCAGACGGGAAUACAAACGUGAUUUGUGUUUCCAGCUCUGAUCAGGAGACGCUUCAACUAGCGAUUGGUCAGCUGGAGGAAAAGUGCCACGAGCUGAUAGUGACGUCAACCUCGAAGAACAAGCUCUAUCUGGUAGAUUUACCAAGCGACGAAAAAAGAGUGGAAGCGAUUACAAUCAUGAGAAACAAAGAGUUGGUAAAGCCGUGUUUUGUGAUCAAACCAUCUGACGACUCCCAUAAUGAGGACGUACUGAUUUGGGAAGACACAUCAUCAUCAGACAACGAUACGCGUUUACUGUCCGCAAUCAAGCGAUCACUUUGCUGCGUACCUUUUAUUAGCGGCACUUUGAGUAUGCGUGUAAGCUUAGGAACGUUCAUAUUCGAACAUUUUCGUGCGCCUAAAAAUCCUGACGAGGGAUAUUCUGUUGAUGAAUUCAAAGAAAUGGUUUCGAAUGAAAGGAUGAAAGGUCGACUUCUACCUGGUCUCAAGAUCACCAAAGACACACUAAUAGGCGAAGAGGCUAGUCGGUUAUUUCAAUUGGCAGGCAGGCAGCCUUUUUCUUUCACGGGAGGAUUGGUGAAGCACAUGGUGACCGUGGAAUUCGACGCCAUAAACAAUGAUAAGCUGAAAUUGGAAAUUGAAUUCAAAGCAGUGGGACCACGUUAUGAGAGAAUAGCAUCUCGAUGGGUAGAGUGUCCAGCGAAAGGGAAGUUCGUUGAGGAGAGAUCAUUAUUACAAGCGAUCAUACUCGACACUCUAAAUGCAGAUUGGCAGCUUGAAAUCAAAGAGAACAAGACACUUGCUGCAUCUCAGAUAAACAACGCCAUGGAAGAGUUUGACCAUUCACUGCGGCUCAGACAAGGUCUAAUCCAUGAAUCUCUCAUGACAAAGCCUAAACGCCGUACAAUCUUACCUGGCGGCUUCCCAAUUCGUCGACUUAUUGAAAAGGCAGCUAUCCAGUUACCUAUCAUAGGAACUGACUACGUUCUAGAGAUAGCACGAUAUGAUACCUACGAGAAAGGGGUUGCCCAGACUAUCAGUGACGUGGGACCUUCUUCAUUUUCUUGGGGGGGGGCCUUGUUUGGGAUAAAUUGGGACCAGGACUUGAAAAGACUUGCUGAAAAGAAGCAAAUCCAGCAAAUGGGCUACUACUCCAUCCUUGAUCCCUUUUUUAAUCAAAAUGCCAAGGAUGGAAGCAAAGCUGGCUUCCAGGGUUUCAUUAGUGUAGUCAAGGAUGUGUCACGACUUCUCGGUAAAAACGAAUGAGUUUCGACAAAUUCUGGAUCUGAAUUAUGCUAUGGGCUCGUGUCUCUGAAGAGGUCAAGGAUCCUUGAUUAAUCCUCCUAGACUGACACGUCUACACCACCUUCACUUCAUCCGACCUCAAAUCAUUCAAUGUCUUUACCAAUGAAAUAGUAUUUUCUCGUUGACAUUGAUAACAACACCUUGAUGGAAAAAAACCGCACGUUUGCCAUUCUUCAUCCGUAGGGAAAACUAAUUCAUACCCAACUUUAGGAUUCGGCUGGUUAGAUUGUCUAUGAGAAUUUGGAGGAUGCGGUUCUGUUUUGUUCCUUUCCCUUGAUUCAACGCCAAGUUUGAUGAUCGGUUUGUCCGAUUGAUUCCUAGAGCAUGCUAUUAACUAGCGGAGCUUGUGACAGCUUCACCACUCAAAACU